GAUGGCUGCCGCGGUGGCCGAGGUGGCGGCGCUGCGCCUGACGCGGCAGGAGCAGGAGCUGCGCCGGCUAACGGCGGAGGUCGGCCGGCUGAAGGAGCGGGACGUACCGUGCGGCCCCGAGAGCUGCAGUCCCGAGCUGCAGCGGCUGAGGGCCGAGAACGAGAAGCUGCGCUACCGCCUCCUGCAUCUGCGCCGCAGCCUGGCAGCCGAGCUGAGCAGGGCAGCGCCGGCGGAGCAGCGGCAGCCCGGGCCCGCGGCGGCGGAGCCCUCCGUCGGCGGCCAGAAAACCUCCAGUGCAAGUCCAACUGUAGCAGUGAAUCAAAAUAAAGAGGAAAAGAAAAAAGAAAAUGGAGGCGUGGACCAACAUCAGAAGUAUCUACAGUGUGAGCCAAGUUUCAUUGAAGACAGACUGAAGCUUUACGAAGCACUGAAGAAAGAACAUGAUGCCUUGCUGGCUUACAGAGCAGCCAACCAGAGCAAACCCAUCAAAAUUACUCUGGCAGAUGGAAAGAUGGCUGAAGGGCAAUCUUGGAAAACCACACCGUAUCAAUUGGCUGUAGGAAUUAGUCAAGUGUUGGCUUCCAAUGCUGUCAUAGCCAAAGUGAAUGGUGAAUUGUGGGACCUGGAUCGUCCGCUGGAGGGAGCUUGUACUCUGGAGCUCCUUACGUUUGAUAAUGAAGAAGCAAAAGCUGUUUAUUGGCACUCAAGCGCUCAUAUUCUUGGAGAGGCCAUGGAAGGUUAUUUUGGGGGCUGCUUAUGUUAUGGCCCACCAAUUGAGAAUGGAUUUUAUUAUGACAUGUAUAUUGAAGACAGAGGUGUAUCUAGUACUGAAUUCCCACUACUAGAGAACCGCUGUAAAAAUAUCAUAAAAGAGAAGCAGGCUUUUGAAAGGCUGGAAGUAAAGAAGGAGAUCCUCUUAGACAUGUUUAAGUAUAACAAGUUUAAGUGUCGUAUCCUUAAUGAGAAGGUGAACACACCAACCACCACCAUAUAUAGAUGUGGUCCACUGAUUGAUCUCUGCAGGGGUCCACAUGUGAGACACACUGGAAAAAUUAAGGCCCUUAAAAUAUUUAAGAAUUCAUCUACAUAUUGGGAAGGAAAAUCUGACAUGGAAACUCUGCAGAGAAUAUAUGGAAUAUCCUUUCCUGAUAACAAAAUGAUGAAGGAAUGGGAAAAAUUCCAAGAAGAAGCCAGAAACCGAGACCAUAGGAAAAUUGGGAAGGAGCAAGAACUCUUCUUCUUUCAUGAUUUGAGUCCUGGAAGCUGUUUUUUCCUCCCCAGAGGCGCCUUUCUUUAUAACACACUUGUGGAUUUCAUAAGAGAGGAAUAUCACAGACGUAAUUUUACUGAAGUUGUCUCUCCAAACAUCUACAACAGUAAACUCUGGGAAGCUUCAGGACACUGGCAGCACUACAGUGAAAAUAUGUUCUCUUUUGAAAUUGAGAAGGAAACUUUUGCUCUUAAACCAAUGAAUUGUCCAGGACAUUGCUUGAUGUUUGCCCAUCGCCCACGAUCCUGGAGGGAAAUGCCUCUUAGACUUGCAGAUUUUGGAGUUCUUCAUCGAAAUGAACUCUCUGGGACUCUGAGUGGCUUGACUCGUGUAAGACGCUUCCAACAAGAUGACGCUCACAUCUUCUGCACAAUCGAACAGAUUGAAGAAGAAAUUAAGGGCUGUCUUGAUUUCUUGAAGUCAGUGUAUGCUGUGUUUGGUUUUACUUUUCAACUACAUCUUUCUACAAGACCAGAGAAUUAUCUAGGAGAGUUAGAGAUCUGGGAUCAUGCAGAAAAGCAACUUCAAAACAGCUUGAAUAACUUUGGAGAGCAAUGGAAUUUGAAUCCAGGGGAUGGAGCAUUUUAUGGUCCUAAGAUCGAUAUUAAAAUCAAAGAUGCUAUUGGCAGGUACCACCAAUGUGCUACUAUCCAACUUGACUUCCAACUACCCAUCCGAUUUAAUCUUACUUACGUUGGGAGCCUGGUUAAGAGGAGAAAUAUCCCCAGUGAGUAGAGGACUGAGUCACGAAUUUGAAGGUAUUUCCUCAAUAUAAAGAUAACUCACUUUAAUGGUAAAUGCUACUGAUUGCGGGAAAAUUUAAUGAUGUCUUGUCUGCCAGUUCUGAAGACAAUUAACUGUCUAUAAUGCUAAAGAACUGUCUCAAUUGAGUCAGUUUUCCCUCUCACCCUAGUCACUGUCUCUUCUUUGAAAACAUUGCAUAAAAUCCAGAUGCGUCUUAAGGAGACAAUAUGUUUGUAAUGUUUUUAAGUGCUUCGUUCUUUUUUAUCAGAUCAAGUUAGUUAACUUUGAACAUAAACAAAAUGUGAACAGUUUUUAUUGAAAAAUCUCCCUUUGGCUUCCAGCUAGGAAGAGAGUCUUUAUCUACUGAGGGAAUUAAUAGUAUGUUGACAUGAACACACAUUUUCAGGGUUUUUUCUUGCUCUUUGUUGUAGCAUAUCAUGAAGAGUUUGAUGGGCAAGAUAGAAUAGGAAUCUUUUGUUACUUUUUGGUCGUGCUGCGUGUUCUACAGUAGACGUCAUAGCUCCUUGGUAGGUGCUAGUACUGUUAGGUAAUACUGCAACUGGCUUUUUUGAAUCACAGGAUUGUAAUUUAAGGAAAGAAAGGAGCAGUAAGGGCAGUUAAGGUCCUAUGCAAUGCAAGUAAGACAUAGCAGAAAAGGAAGAGAGGAAGAGCAUUCAAUGUUAACAUGCACAGAAGUGAACCUGAGUCAUAUGUCUCUUCAAGUUUAGGAGUUUGUGCCUGUGCAACUAGCUACAGUCAUGCUUAUUUGAAGUCACUGUGAUUACUCAGCUUUCCUUUAAAAGCCUCGGUGACAUUUUUAAUAAAAGCAGUGGAUUUUGCCUAAGUAUAUAUAUUAAAAAAAAUGUUGUCUUUGCAUGAAAAAAGUAGAAUCCAAAUUCUGAGUAGGGUUAUCUGUGUGUGAGCUGAGGGAAGCUUUUUUUAAAAAAACCUAACUUUGCUUACUCUAUUUUUCAGUAAGGAUGGUGAUGACAAGAAAAGGCCAGUGAUUAUUCACAGAGCUGUUUUGGGAUCUGUGGAGAGAAUGAUAGCUAUUCUAGCUGAAAAUU
Messenger RNA from Colius striatus (speckled mousebird), 3081 nucleotides. It is a transcript of the gene TARS3, whose product is annotated as threonyl-tRNA synthetase 3. Gene Ontology annotation, molecular function: ATP binding; threonine-tRNA ligase activity. The record is from RefSeq and is a predicted model, not a curated record. Gene Ontology annotation, cellular component: cytoplasm. The transcript has 16 exons. NCBI's taxonomy places the organism in Eukaryota, Metazoa, Chordata, Aves, Coliiformes, Coliidae. Gene Ontology annotation, biological process: threonyl-tRNA aminoacylation. The coding region runs from base 2 to 2005 and encodes 667 amino acids.